GCCUUAUUUCCGUCAAGCGUAAACAGCGUGUCGGUACCUCGCGUGUGUUGGCACGUUUGACUUCUGUUGUCAAACUCAGUCCUUGUGGGCUUUACAGGUGAGGACUUCUUUACCUGUGUGCGGUGAGGGGCUCCUCAGGGCAGAAUGUCCUCUCACGGAGACGGGACUGCAGAGCAGACCUCCAGCUCUGUGGAUCCGUCCACCUCCUCUGAUACCGAGGCUGAUAGUGGAGACAUCUUUACUGUCACCAUCGGAGCAACCGUGCCCACCGGGUUUGAGCCCACUGCUGCGGAGGAGGUCCAGGAGAAGAUUGGGGUCGAUGCACGAAUCAGCAAAGAUCGAGGCCGCAUCUAUUUUCCAAUCACUACUGACAAACUUUUCCAGGUUCAUCUUCUUCGAUCUGUGGACAAUCUGUUUGUUGUUGUUGAGGAGUAUGAUCAUUACCAAUUCAAAGACUCAAAGGAGGACACCCUGUUGGAGUUGCAGCAGCUCGCCUCCAAACUGCCCUGGACUAACGCCCUUCAGGUCUGGAAGCUAAACCGGACCGUGAAAAAGAAAAAAGGCCACCGCAAAGGGGGAAACGCCACCAAAGACAAAGCCUGCGGCGAGGCCAGCGAGGCGGCUGCUGCUGCCGAGGCGGAGCAGCAAGAGGAGGCCCAGGAGCCGUCCCCGGCCGAGGGGGACGCCAAGGCAGAGGGCGUGCCCGAGUCGCAGGCCCGCCAGAAAGACGCAGAAGAGGCUUCCCACGAGGCCAAACCCCUUAGGUUUCGUGUGACCUGCAACAGGGCCGGGGACAAACACAGCUUUUCCUCCAACGAGGCAGCCAGAGACUUUGGCGGGGCCGUGCAAGAAUUCUUCCAGUGGAAAGCCGACAUGACAAAGUUUGACAUAGAGGUCCUGCUCAACAUACACAAUGAGGAGGUGGUCAUAGGCAUCGCACUGACCGAGGAGAGCCUCCAUAGAAGAAACAUCAGCCACUUUGGACCCACCACUCUGCGUUCUACCUUGUGCUAUGGCAUGCUCAGGUUGUGUAAACCUGAGGACUCUGAUAUCAUACUUGAUCCAAUGUGUGGGACCGGGGCGAUUCCGCUGGAGGGUGCCAUAGAAUUUUCCAAUUCAUUCUACAUUGCUGGCGACAACAACGACAUGGCAGUCAACCGCACAGUUAAUAACGUUUGUCACAUCCAGAAAAGGAGGGCAGACAAGGGCAGCACAUCUGGAUUGCCUAUUGACACAGUGCAGUGGGAUCUGUGCAAUUUACCCAUGAGGACCAGCUCUGUUGACAUCAUCAUCACUGACAUGCCCUUUGGCAAAAGAAUGGGCUCCAGGAAGAAAAACUGGGACCUGUACCCGUCUUGUCUCAGAGAAAUGGCUCGUGUGUGCAGGCCAUGCUCAGGGAAGGCUGUCCUUUUGACACAGGACAAGAAAUGCUUUGCCAAGGCUAUAUCAAGGAUGGGAGGUCUGUGGAGGAAGCAGCACACUGUUUGGGUCAACGUCGGGGGUUUACACGCCGGAGUCUACCUCCUCAAACGGACCGCAGCCGUGUUUGGCCAAACUCCGGAGGACAUCUAUGAAUCACAAAGAAUGGUUGAUAUACAGAGCCAUGACAAGGAGCUCUCUUAAUGAACUUCCUGUGUUUAAAGCUCUGGGUUUUGAGGUCAUGGUUGAUAGGUUUUAUUUAUACUGUCUUAACUAAUUCGCCUUUUUUCCCCCCUGACUAAGAUUCUCUGCUCAAGCACGCCAAAUAGUUUGAAUGUGUCAUUUUGGACAGCAGUCCUCAUGUUGAGCAAAUGUGUCUCACAAUAUUUGACAUAAUUAAUUAAUUUGUUAAAUUACACAAUCUUGGAGGUAGCGUAAGUACUACCCUGUCUGUGUUAAUUCUACUGCAAUUUAGGAUCCGAGCUUCACUAAUAAAGGGUCAACCUCA
Molecule: messenger RNA, 1927 nt
Organism: Menidia menidia (Atlantic silverside)
Lineage: Eukaryota; Metazoa; Chordata; Actinopteri; Atheriniformes; Atherinopsidae
Source: the annotation of a GenBank genome assembly